Malaya genurostris is the source of this 1393-nucleotide messenger RNA. Its product is annotated as muscle-specific protein 20-like. Gene Ontology annotation, molecular function: protein binding. The record is from RefSeq and is a predicted model, not a curated record. Lineage: Eukaryota; Metazoa; Arthropoda; Insecta; Diptera; Culicidae. Bases 520 to 1068 code for a protein of 182 amino acids. The transcript is spliced from 4 exons.
CCAUCGGCACAGGUAUUCCAUUCUCAUCCUUCGUCCUCGUUAGAUCGCAUUGGCGUACGAGCUAAUCGCUUACAAUCCUUCGCUACAAGUGGCAAGUGACCAAACCGUAACAAAACCGCGCGUGUUUGUUCGUGAUUUGUGACAUCCCCGCCGUCCGUGUCAGCAAGUGUUGUUGUUGUUGUUGUUGUACCUGGUUGAUCGAAGCAACCGAAGAUUACAAAAUUCACCAAAGAAACCAAAGCAUCUUGGCUAGAAUUCUAACUUGAGGCACCUGCUAACUAGAUCGUGUUUUAGUUUGUUUGUUUUUUUCUUUCUCCCCUGUCAAAGUGUGGUGUAAGUGUUCUAUACUUGAGCUCCUUCUUUCUGUGCGAAGCAAACCUUGGAGCACGCGUCGCCGCAAUUCUAUUAAAUUACCAGUGCUUACCAUAUUGGGGGAAAAACGAGCGGUCGUUUUCCUUGUCGUAACCGUAACCCUGCAACGGCCUCACUAUUUUCCUAAUCAACUACAACAGCAGCAGAAUGCCGGGUCGUCCUCUGUGGCAGGUCGCCGGAAAGCGCGAUAAGGACCAGGAACGCGAAGCGCAACACUGGAUCGAAACACUGCUCGGUGAGAAGUUUCCCGCCGGUUUCGCGUACGAGGACUGCCUCCGGGACGGUAUCAUCCUCUGUCGGUUGAUGAACCGAUUGUCCCCCGGAAUUGUGCCGAAGAUCAACAUCAGCGGUGGCGACUACAAGAUGAUGGACAACAUCAGUCAAUUCCAGAAGGCUUGCAUCAAGUACGGCGUCGCGGAUGUGGACCUGUUCCAGACAACCGAUCUGUGGGACAAGAAGAACAUCGCCUUGGUUACGACCACCAUAUUUGCCGUGGGCAGAACGUGCUACCGUCACCCGGAGUUCCGUGGCCCGUACCUUGGCCCGCGCCCAUCGGAGGAAAAUCGACGCGAGUUCACCGAGGAACAGCUGCGUGCCGGCGAGGGGCUCAUCGGGCUGCAGGCCGGUUCGAACAAGGGUGCAACCCAGGCCGGUCUGAACUUCGGAGCCACCCGGAAGAUUCUGCUGGGCAAGUAGGUGAUCAGUCGUAAGCAGAUUCGAGUCCUUGUGGGACCGUAGCCCAUCGUGCGUCGCAUUCAUAAACUACAGAAGGCUUUCGUUGUCCGUUCGUUGAACGCUUGUCGCCGGCUGCGGUGAUUUCGAUAAGUUUGUUAAACAUUUAUUUAUUGAUUGGUCCAUCCGUACGAUAUCACCUUUUAUUUAUAUUUGUCAAUUUAUAGCGUCUAGGCAAAGCGAGUAUUAUUUACGAAUUUCUAAACUUUUUUUUAGCUACUUUUCUUUUACUUGAAAUCGAUAUUGUAUUCAGUGCAAUGAAAUAAAUUACAAUAACUAACGUAACAAU